Molecule: messenger RNA, 924 nt
Organism: Lactuca sativa (garden lettuce)
Lineage: Eukaryota; Viridiplantae; Streptophyta; Magnoliopsida; Asterales; Asteraceae
Source: RefSeq, a predicted model, not a curated record
AUGUACCCCUUGUAUCUCAUAGACAAGAAAUUGAAGAUAUACAAUUUCAUUCAAUAUCUCUGUUCUUUAUGCAUUCUCAAUCUGGCUACUACCACAGCCCCCACCUUGAAUUUUCAAAUACCACAAAUCACUGUGAAACUUGAUCGCACCAACUACCCACUUUGGCGCACAAAUAUUAUCGCAGCCCUUGAAGCCUUCGAUCUGGAAGAUUAUGUUCUGAAUCCUCAACCACCUACUGAAACAAUAACUGUUCCUACUGUUGCAGCCAUUCUAGCCACUGAUUCUACUCCGGCAGUUGCUGCUGUUCCUGCCACCACAGCACCAAACCCCAAAUAUGUUGUCUGGAAGAAACGUGAUAGGUUUGUCUUAUUAUGGCUCAAAUCCACAAUGACGGAUCAAGCUCAUGCUCUGGUUGCCCGCUCAAACUCUUCUUACACAGCGUGGCAAACUAUUGAGACCUUGUAUCAAGCUCAAACUAGGGCUUGUCGUAUGCAAAUAAGAAAUCAACUUCAGACUCUUACAAAAGGAUCAAUGACCAUGAUGGAAUACAUUGAAAGGAAAAGGUCAUUGGCUGAUUCUUUAGCAGAGAACUUACGCCCAGUUCAUGAAGAAGACCUAAUCAACUACAUUCUUCCUGGCCUGGACUCAUCUUAUGGCAGUUUCAUUACUGCUUUUAUGAUGAAAUCUGAAACUCUAACAGUUGAUGAUCUCAUAGGUCUUUUGUUACAGGAAGAAGCUAGACUUGAACAAGAUCAUGUUCGCCUUGCGUUUGUCCCACAAGCCCCCGCUGCUGCCCUAACUGUAAAUCGAUCAAAUCAUCGCUCAUCUCACUCCUAUGCUGGUCACGGAUCAAGUACUCCAUCAAAUGCUGCUCAAAGGGCGAAUUAUUCUAAUGCAAAUCGCAGCUCUGACCAGAGGAGAUGA